Molecule: messenger RNA, 2178 nt
Organism: Gymnodraco acuticeps
Lineage: Eukaryota; Metazoa; Chordata; Actinopteri; Perciformes; Bathydraconidae
Gene: tmtops2b
Product: teleost multiple tissue opsin 2b
Exons: 4
Coding region: 465-1565 (366 amino acids)
Biological process (GO): G protein-coupled receptor signaling pathway; visual perception
Cellular component (GO): membrane; photoreceptor outer segment
Molecular function (GO): G protein-coupled receptor activity
Source: RefSeq, a predicted model, not a curated record
CUGCCGGAGUCUUCACUGUGAUUACAAUGCAUCAAAUAGUGGUGACUUGGAGGGAACAGACUGCCCCAAUUUAGGAAAAAACUGCUAGAAUAAGAUUGAGUCUUUUCAUUUACUUUGAAGAAUAGAGAUGAAUAUCUUUGGCAAAUGAUUAAGGAGUCCGAAAAGGCUGAACGCUGACUGAAAUGAGCUGAAUACGGAGAAAGGGACGCGCGAAGCUUCACGGUAACAGGUGGACCUUUAUUUUUUCAUCUCUUUUUAGCCUUUGUGUCAGUUUUUUAACAUCAUUUUAGCAGCUGCAUGCUCUCAGCAGCUGUAGAGGAAUGUGAAAACAUGAAGUGCUCAGGUGUUCAUGUCCCGGAGGAAACACAGCAGAGAGAAAGACUUAAGAAGGAAGCUCUUAAACUUUAAACAAAGUCACCAACCCUCCUCCAAAACUGCCUCAGAGUGAGGACAAGCUCCGAUGCAUGGACAGCAGGAUGUUUUCUGGUCAGGAUGCUCUGAAUUACAGCUUUAACCAGAGCGGUGACAUGGAGCUGGUGGACGAGCACGAUGAAGCCAGAGGGAGGCUGUCUCCCGCCGGCUUCGUCGUGCUCUCCGUGGUGCUGGGCUUCAUCAUGACUUUUGGCAUCCUCAACAACUUCGUCGUGCUGCUUUUGUUUUGCAAAUUCAAGAAACUGCGGACGCCGGUGAACAUGCUGCUGCUGAACAUCAGCAUCAGUGACAUGCUGGUGUGUUUGUUCGGCACCACCCUCAGCUUCGCCUCCAGUAUCCGGGGCAGGUGGCUGCUGGGGCGGAGCGGCUGCAGCUGGUACGGCUUCAUCAACUCCUGCUUUGGUAUUGUGUCGCUCAUCUCUCUGGUGAUCCUAUCCUACGACCGCUACAGCACUCUGACUGUUUACAACAAGCGUGGGCCAGACUACCGAAAGCCCCUGCUGGCCGUUGCGGGCGCCUGGCUGUACUCCUUGUUCUGGACGGUGCCCCCUCUGCUGGGAUGGAGCAGCUACGGCAUCGAGGGGGCGGGAACCAGCUGCUCCGUGUCCUGGACGGUCAAAACGACCCAGUCGCACGCUUACAUCAUCUGCCUGUUCACUUUCUGCCUGGGCCUACCCAUCCUGGUGAUGCUCUACUGCUACAGCAGGCUGUUAUGGGCAGUCAAACAGGUGGGUAAGAUUAGAAAGACGGCAGCGCGGAGGAGAGAGUACCACAUCCUGUUUAUGGUUCUGACCACAGCGGCCUGCUACAUGCUGUGCUGGAUGCCGUACGGCGUGGUGGCCAUGAUGGCAACAUUCGGCCCCCCAAACAUCAUCAGUCCUGUGGCCAGCGUGGUGCCCUCGCUGCUGGCCAAGAGCAGCACCGUCAUCAACCCUCUCAUCUACAUUCUCAUGAACAAACAGUUCUACAGGUGUUUCCUGUCUCUGUUUCACUGCAAUCGCCAGCCUGCGGAUCAGGGCAACACGUCGAUGCCCUCGAAGACCACGGUGAUGCAGCUGAACCGCAGAGUGUACAGCAACACGGUAGCCUGCACCCCCGAGGUCACAAAGGGACCAGACAGCAGACAGACUUGAUGAAACAGAAAGGACUAAGCUUGAUAAGCCACACUUGAGACGUGAACUGCCAGGGAAUGUGAACUGAAGCAUGAUGCAUCGAGAAAGUAAAUGUACUUUAUGUGUGAGUUUGUGUUUGUCCUUGAGUUUUGUAAAAAACACAAAAAGUAUUAAAUAUACUGAAGACAUGUUUGACAAACACUAUAUGGCCAAAGCUAUGUGACCACUUCAACUUCAACACCUUAAAGAGAUUGGUGAACAUCUCAUUCCUACUGUAAACCUUGAUGACUAUCUUGCAUGGUGUUUGCUGACUUUACUCACAGUCUGUGGGCUUAAUGUAUCCCAACAAGUGUUUGCAAGGUUAUAAAUCAGGGCACUCUGCAACAAACUCUGAAAAACGAAGUCUUUAUUGUUCUUGCUUUGUUGAAACAGGCCCGAAUUAAAAAAAAGUAUUGUGCAUGACUGGAUUUGGAUUUUCCAUACACAUUUGUGGGCGUCUACUUCAGGCCAUAUAGAUUAUUAUUAACGCAAGAGCACAUUGAGGAUCAAAUCAUUUUAGAAUAAUAGUCUCACAAUGAAGUCAACCAAAAAACGUAACCAUUUCAAAUAAUAAAUAAAAAUAACUUCCAAAAUA